AUGAACGGACAUGCAAAGCCUGGCCCCAGCUCGGCAGCGCUCGAAGCAGCGCCGAGUCGAGAUGACGCGCGAGUCUAUGACGGCAGACGUUUAGCGACGAGCAGCAACAAGGAAGCUGUCCCUGUCGAGUACGUCAUCAGCAGUGAUGACGAGAUCGAUGAGCGUCAGACUGGACCAGCGAGGCCUGCUCCUCGAUCAGCGAGCAGCGUCGCACCUCCCUUUCGCUACAACCACUUACCCCGGCAUCUUGGCAUAGAAUGGCCCGGUAGGGUCGGCAUAUCACAGUACCCUGGCUCGGGCGUAUCGACAUCCAUGCUACCUUCACCCUACUCGGCCAUCCGAACGGGUCCCUCUGCCUAUCUCACCGGACCGGCGCAACAACCAGAAAAUGGAGGCCUGAAUCCUUCGCCGGUCGAUAAAGCCCUUCACCUGCUGGGCGGAAUAGAAGCGAUCAGACAAGCAUUGGCCGAUCAGAAGAGUACGAGCAAGAAGCCUGCGAGCGUGAUUGAGAUGAGGACACAGUCUAUCUAUGAUGCGCCGAGUCAUCAUCCCAUCCAGGGCGAGAUCCAUCCUCAGGCCGGGCUGCUAUUCCGCGUGAUCCGGCGCAGAAGGGUGAGGAAGAAAGCCAACGUUCCUCUUGAUCCUACACUGUCCCCCCAUGACACCAAAGGCAAGAGAAAAGAAGGAUCUGCUUCGGCAGAAUGGCUCUGGGAUCAAGUCAACGUCGAACAGGAACAUGGCAUCUUCACCAUCGAGCCCGUUGGCAGAGUCUCGCGCAACAUCCGCUUUCGUGGACUAGCAGAUCAUCAAUUUGCCUAUCCUCCCACAACAUCAGAUCCUACUCUGCUCGCUGCACAGGCAAUGAGAGAGCUAUCGGUGCAAGGUAUCAUGAAGUUCCGCAUGCCACCGCCCUCUGAAGAUUUCACCCUCAGCUCGUCAACGUGGCUCCCUCCGCCCCUCUUCAGCCGAGUCAACGUUCCCUCGAUAUACAAUUUUGAUCAGGCCAAAGGCUUGCAUAUCAAGCCGGUAGUACGUCAGGGAGAAGAAUACCAACGACUUUACAAUCUUGCCAGUUGGUCUGGCAUCGCCUUGACGGAAGUCUUACAUUCCGUUGAAAGUGUGCCGAGUCAAGAACCGCCAGAAUGGAGUCGACUGUGUACUGCCAGCGAUGCUGAGCUCGCCCACCUUGCAAGAACAAUGUACGGCACGCGCAAGAUAUGGACUCGACCGGCUCUCUACAAUCACCUCCCACCAGAAACAGCUCGCGCCAUCACAAACGCGCGAAAGUGUUUGGCGGGUGUAGGCUACACAUUUGCUCAUGGUCCCUUUCGAGACUCGAUCAUCCAAUUUGGCUACGACCCGCGUGCAGAUGUCGAGAGUCGCUUGCAACAAGUUCAGAUCCGCGACAACGAGACUCUGCGGGCAAUGAACAAGCAGAUGGAACCUCGAGAGAUCAAAGCCAUCAUCAGCGCGAGACGAACGCAUCUGUUUGAUGGCGAAGUAUUGAGCAACAAGGGUGCUGCAAGUUACCAGCUCAUCGAUGUUAUCGAUCCCAUCAUCAAGCCUCACAUCAUGAACCAAGCCUACGUUCGCACGCAAUUCGACUUCACAGACGGGUGGUGGAAAGAAGGCUUUCUCGAAGUGAUCCGGAUCAUGAUCAGGCUACGUACUCGCUCGCUACUCCUCAAGGAAAACAUCGACGAUCAGGCUUGGCAAGUCUGUCUGGAUUCUCUCAUUCGCUCGGCCAAGACGACAGAGACGCUCUCCAUGCCCAAUCUCGAGCACAAACCCAAAAGACCUCGUCUGGGUACUGCAAAGAUCCAACCCAAAUCGGAUGAGCAAGUACCGACAAUGUCGAUGCCUAUCGAUCUUAGCCUGGCGAAACACUGGCGCGAGAAUGCAAGCUCUCUGAAGAAUCUCUCUCCUUGUUGUCACUGUGCCUUGACUGUUGCAUGCUUGUUCUGCCGUAUGAGAAACACGCCUUGCAAAAAAGCAAAUCUACAACUGCUCCUUGCCAGCCUUGCGAGUCUCUCUCAGCGCCUUCUCUGUGCCGUUGGCAGCGUAGCGGGCAUUCCGUCUGAACUUGGCAUCAACCUGUUAACCCAACCCGUCAGGAGGUGUGAUUGA
Messenger RNA from Mixia osmundae IAM 14324, 2127 nucleotides. RefSeq lists its product as uncharacterized. The record is from RefSeq and is a predicted model, not a curated record. Gene Ontology annotation, biological process: transcription initiation at RNA polymerase III promoter. The transcript has 8 exons. Bases 1 to 2127 code for a protein of 708 amino acids. Gene Ontology annotation, cellular component: transcription factor TFIIIC complex. Lineage: Eukaryota; Fungi; Basidiomycota; Mixiomycetes; Mixiales; Mixiaceae.